AUGUCGCAGCUAAGUAAGAACCUGGGUGACUCCAGCCCUCCCGCAGAGGCCCCCCAGCCGCCUGUCUAUAGCCGCCCCACGGUUCUGAUGCGUGCCCCGCCUGCCUCCUCCCGGGCUCCUCCAGUCCCUUGGGAUCCUCCUCCAAUGGACUUGCAGGCGGCGUCCCUGGCCGCUUGGCAGGCAACCCAGCCUGCCUGGGAGGCUCCGCCGGGCCAGCUGCCAGCCCCGGUGGCUCCACUGGCCCAGCCUCCUGCCCUUGGGGGUCUGGUCCAGGCUCCUCCGCUGGGGGGCCCAAUGGGCAAGCCUCCGAAUCCUGGAGUCCUGAUGGUUCAACCUCCGCCUCCUCCAGGAGCCCCGGUGCCCCAGCCUCCCACCCCGGGAGUCCUGAUGGUGCCUCCUUCUGCUUCCGGAGCCCCUAUAGCCCACCCUCCUCCUCCUGGGACCCCACUGUCCCACCCUCCUCCUCCUGGGACCCCGUUGGCUCAUCCUCCCCCGCCUGGGACCCCGAUGGCCCACCCUCCUCCUCCGGGGACCCCAAUAGUCCCUCCCCCGCCUCCAGGGACCCCAAUAGUCCCUCCCCCACCUCCGGGGACCCCAAUAGGGCACCCUUCAACACCGGGGACUCCGAUGGCACAUCCACCACCGCCGGGGACGCCGAUGGCUCAGCCUCCAGCUCCAGGAGUCCUGAUGGCCCAGUCGAUGACACCGGGAGUCCUGAUGGUCCAGCCACCUGCUCCAGGAGCUCCGAUGACCCAGCCUCUACCUCCAGCUGCUUUGAUGACCCAGCCUGCACCUUCUCCAGCCCUGAUGGCGAAACCUCCAGCUCCUGGUGUCCUGAUGAUGCAGCCUUCUGGUUCGAGAGUGACAGUCACCCAGCCUCCAGUCUCAGCAGCACUGAUGCCUCAACCAGUGACACCUCCUACACAGCCUGUUCCAUCUUGGGUCCCGCAGAAUCAGCCCCUGAUCCUGCAAAUCCAGUCGCAGGUCAUCAGGCCUCCUCCACAGAUUCCGCAGGGACCGCAACAUCCUCAGCUGCAGCUGCCGACAGUUCCAGGAUGGCAAGCCGCCUCAACCGGAUGGCAGGCACCUCUGCAAAGCUGGCAGGCCACGCCCUUGACCUGGCAGACCACACAGGUCACAUGGCAGGCACCCUCGAUAGCCUGGCAGGCACCACCACCCAUGCGCCAGGGGCCCCCACCCAUCCGCCCGGGCCCACCACCCAUCCGUCCUGGUCCCCCACCAGUGCCACGCCAAAUCCCACCUAUGAUGCACCAGGCACCACCUAUGAUGCGCCAGAUACCACCUGCAAUUCGUCAGGCACCACCGCUGAUACGCCAGGCACCUCCACCCAUCCGGUCUGCACAACAGGUCCUGACUACCCAGCCACAGCUCUGGCAUGGGCUUCCACCCCCACCUCCGCUUCGGCAGGCCCCGCACGCUCGGCUGAUGGCCUCACAGGUGCAGGGGGCACCGCAGGUGCCUAUGGCACCAAUAGUUACGCAGGUACCUGCGAUGCCGCCCAUUGGCCCACAGGUACCGCAACCAGUGCUGCCAACUCCGCUGUCUGUUCCACUUCCUGCUCCACAAGCUCAUCAUCAGGCUGUGUACUGCCCAUCCAUCAUCUGGCAGGCCCCCAAAGGCCAUCCACCGAUGCCACAUGAGCUGCCGACAUCAAUGGAGUUUCAAGAGGUGCAGCAGGCACAAGCUCUGGCCUGGCAGGCACCAAAGGUACCUACUCAUGUUCAGCAGGCCCUGUCUGCCCAAGAGGUCCAGGGGCAGCCCACCCGAAUCAUCCAGGUGGAGCAGCAGCCCUUUCGGGGGGCUUUGGCCUCCCAAAAAGGCCUGCAAACUCAGCUACCCACCCACCAGGCCCAGCCCACGGGCCCGCAGGCAGAAAUGCCAGCAAUACAACUCUGGCAAGGGCCACCUCCCACCUUGCAGGCCCAACCAGGAGCCCCUGUAGCAGGGGCAAAUUUUCCCAGGGAUGAGGCUAAAUCACUCAUGACUCCAGCAGGAGAAUGUGGGGCCUCUUCUUCAGAACCGAAAGGUUCUUCUAAAGAACGCAGGACCACUGCAAAAGCGAAAAAAGGUCCUCCAAAGGACCGUACGCUUUUUGCUGGCACUUUCUGUGCUCCAAGGGCAAUGUCAGCUUCCAGGGCACACUUGCCAAAUGCCUGGAAAUACUUGCCUACCACAUCAGACACCUUUCCUCCCACCUCGAGGGUGUUUCCAUCUACCUCCCACUUUCAGCCUGUCUCUUCUAAUGCCUUUAAUGGCCCAUCUGCCACCUCAGAGACCCUAGAGUCACUGCCACUUGCUCUGCAGUACCCAUAUGCCUGUGUAGAGGCUCUGCCUGCAGUUCCAUGGGUUUUGCAGCCUAAUGAGAAUGUCUCAAAUUCAUCCAAGGCUGAACCCAGCAUCCUGAUGGCUACAGAAGCUGCCCCCGCAGCAACCACCACUGUUCCUGAGACCUCGAAGGCUGUCGAACCACCACGUCGCUCGGGCAAAGCCACCCGGAAGAAGAAGCACCUGGAGCCUGAAGAAGAUAACAGUAGGCAUAGAAUGGACUCACAAGACUGGCAAAAUUCAUGGCCCUGGGAAAAUUCUAGUCUGUGUAACUGGGAGAUACCAAAUUCUGUCCAGGGAGUUUGGGGAGACUGGGAGUGCCCAAGCACUUCCUAUGGUCUGAGUAGCUGGGAGGGUCCUAGUAUCUCCAGGGUCCUGAGUGGCUGGGAAGGGCCCAGCACAUCCUGGGCACGGAGCAUCUGGGAGGGUCCGAGCACCUCCAGGGGCCUAGAUCAUGGUGAAGGCUCAGGUUUCCCUCAGCCCUUCAUUGCCUCUGAGGUUCCAUGUCUCUCCCACAGAUGCGGAGACAACCAGGAAGACCAAAGGGGAGAAACCCAGCAGUUCUCUCCAUUAGAUGAGAGAGCAAAUGCUCUGGUGCAGUUUCUCUUGGUCAGAGACCAAGAGAGGGUGCCAAUCCUGCGCUCAGAAAUGGUGAAUGUCGUCAUCCAAGAGUAUAAAGAUGAGUGCUUAGAAAUCAUCAGCCGUGCCAACACAAAGCUAGAAUGUAAUUUUGGUUGUCAGCUGAAGGAAAUUGAUUCUCAAACUCACUCUUACAUUAUCAUCAACAAUCUGGGGAACCCUCAGUGUGAUUUGCCAGCAUCUGUUAUAGACAAGCCCAAGUUUGGUCUCCUGAUGGUGGUGUUGAGCAUGAUCUAUAUGAAUGGCAACUGCAUCAGGGAGAAUAUGAUCUUUAAUUUUCUGUUCAAGUUAGGGUUGGAUGUUCGUGAGACAAAUGUUCUCUUUGGAAACCUGAAAACCCUAAUCACUGAUGUUUUUGUGAGACACAAAUACCUAGAAUACAGGCGGAUCCCUUGCACCAACCCAGCUGAAUAUGAGCUGCUUUGGGGACCCCGAGCAUUCCUAGAAACCAGCAAAUUGCUGGUCCUGAGGUUUCUGGCUAAGCUCCAUCAAAGAGAUCCUCAGUGCUGGCAAUUCCAUUAUCUUGAGGCACUGGCAGAGUUUGGUGUUCAGAACUCACGCGCGCAUGAGUCUGAAGCCAGUGAUGAUUCUGAUGACCCCACCAGCAGAAACCGUCCCAGUUAA
Octodon degus (degu) is the source of this 3609-nucleotide messenger RNA. RefSeq names its product MAGE family member L2 (gene Magel2). Gene Ontology annotation, cellular component: nucleus. The coding region runs from base 1 to 3609 and encodes 1202 amino acids. The record is from RefSeq and is a predicted model, not a curated record. Gene Ontology annotation, biological process: negative regulation of transcription by RNA polymerase II. The transcript has a single exon. Lineage: Eukaryota; Metazoa; Chordata; Mammalia; Rodentia; Octodontidae.